Molecule: messenger RNA, 2049 nt
Organism: Poeciliopsis prolifica (blackstripe livebearer)
Lineage: Eukaryota; Metazoa; Chordata; Actinopteri; Cyprinodontiformes; Poeciliidae
Exons: 2
Coding region: 22-1683 (553 amino acids)
Source: RefSeq, a predicted model, not a curated record
UGAGAGUUACACAGGAAAAUCAUGCUUGGACUUGUUCCCAUGUUAAUCCCCCUAGGCUGGGGCAUUGGGUAUGCGGUAACCAGCGGGAUGAAAAAACUCACCGAUCGUUACUUUCCCAGCAAGGAUUCAGAAGAAAGCAAGGAUUCCGAGGAAAACAAGGAUUCCGAAGAAAGGAAGGACUCUGAAGAAAACACGGAUCAACGUGGAGAAGAGGAUUUGGUUUGGAAGGGUCCUACACCCACUUCCACAGAACAAACCAACCCGGAGGGGGAGGUUUGUUCUGGAAAACCAACGGGUGUGGGUGGGACCGCGACCUCAGACCCAACAAGGACCGUCCGUACAGAGGACGACACCACUAUCUCUGAACAAACCUUCCCGGCUGGGGAGGUUUGCUCAGAGCAAAAAACAUAUGUCUGUGGGACCACAGACAUGGGUGUGACGGACUCUGUGCGAGACAGUCCUGAGGGGAGUCCGACUGUCUCUGAACAAACUGACCCGGCGGGGGAAGUUUGUUCAGAGACGGCGGAACGACAUGAGGGUGAAGGGCCAGUCGCAGAAAAGUCUACUCCGGCUGGGGAAGACUUGUCUGCGGCUGACGUCGCGGCCAAAGCUGUGGCUGAAGCCACAGAGAGAGCUUUGGUUUCGUUGGUCCCAUCUCUGGCCCUUCCGAUCAAUACUCCUCUCCGCACCUCUUGCUCCAGGACAUUUCUUUUAAGGAGUUCCCAGGAUGAAGAAGGUCUUUUUGCUCAAAGACAUACUGCAAGGAUAACUGUUGGGCUUGAGAUCGAUUGUCCCCUGGACAUAAAAAAAGAAGAUGGUGUCGGCUCAGAGUUCCCAGGGACACAGAAGACGGCAAUGGUAGGCAAUGGACUAGCAGAGGAUGGACUCUGCUACAGCUGGGUGGACGCUGCUCUCCAGAGCGUCCUGAACCUGAGCGUCACGCGGAGGUGUCUCGCUCAGGAAAGGGACUUUCUGGAGGCUUCGUCCAUCCCCAGUUGGGCGAGUCUCAUCAUGUCUGCUGUCCAUCACCCCGGCAGACAUUUUAGUCAGGAGGACCUUUCCCCUGUUUUGAUGGAGCUGAGGGAGAGGUACCAGCCAUUGAACAUGGGAAGGGACUUCGACGUGAAAUGUCUGCUGGAGUCAUCGAUGGUCUGGCUGGACUCUUUCAGCAGUGCCACAGAUAGGGAGUUGUACAACAACAACUCUUGUUCUGUCUGUGGCACUGUGUUUCUUGAGCUGCUGAACAACGGCUCCCUGCUCUCCCUUCCACCGGUGAGAUUUCCAACCAGUAUUUCCACUCUCUUGUAUUACUGGUUGGAUGUGCGGGGAAAACGCCGUUGUUCGGUGUGCGGGUCGGCCUUGGAGAGAAAGCACUGCCUUACCAACAAUGAGGUCCUAGUGUUUUUUCUCCACAGGCUGACCAGGAAACACCGAAUAGUUUCCAGUCAGGCCAUAGAUGUGCCAGCCAAAUGCAAAGGUGGUACUGAAAGGUACCACCUGUCGUCUGUUGUCUGUGGGAGAUCAGAGCUGACCCACUUCUAUACAUAUUUAAUGACUGGGGGACAAAUAAGGAAGGCAGAAAAUCAGAAUGUCUCUACUCUAGACUUGAACGACUGCAGUGAAGACAUCAGCAGAAACGGUUUCAUUUUUGUAUAUGAGAAAUCAUCAAAUUGUGACGUUUGACGCGAUAGUCUCUCCAGCCCACUCCUCCAAAAGACGAUAAAGGAAGGACCACCAGGAGGCCUCGGAGGGAAGACCACAAGGACGCGAGGAUCCAGAAGGAAGACCACAAGGAGGCGAGGACACGACUGGAAGACCACAAGGACGCGAGGAUCCAGAGGGAAGACCACAAGGAGGCGAGGACACGAAGGGAAGACCACAAGGAGGCGAGGAUCCAGAGGGAAGACCACAAGGAGGCGAGGACACGAAGGGAAGACCACAAGGAGGCGAGGACACGAAGGGAAGACCACAAGGAGACGAGGACCCAGAGGGAGGACCACCAGGAGGACUCGGAGGGAGGACCACUAGGAGGCGAGGACACGGAGGGAG